UGGUACUAGCCACACAGGACUCCUACUGCUGACAAGAAUUUUAUCGCAGAUUACGGCAGUUUUUAUUUUUGUACCGUGGUUCAGUCAAAAACUCGGCUUUGAAAUUUAAAUCGUUGAAUUCAAUCACGCCAAACGAAGUCAUUGCACGAGCUGUGUGUGCUCGAGACGCCACAUUUCAGCCUUAUGAAGAUAUCUGAGGUCAAAGCAUCAGGGCCGUGCAUCACAGGCCAUGAUGUGGGUAGAGUGUAGGGUGCUGGAGGCUGGCUGUGGAGGCAGGAGGAGGUUUCUACGUUUGUCUGUCAUGAGACUUCCGUGCUCAUUCUGGUUUCUGCUACUGUUGGGCGCUGGAGGUCUUCUUCUGCUGCAUCUACAGGACCUCAUAGAGACACUCCAGCAACAGAACCAAGGUGCAAAGGUCAUAUUCACCCAAGUACAGUCAGUGAGGAAGGGACAGUGUUUUCAUUGUCUUGACAAUGACAGACAGGUGUCUGAUCCAGCAGAGGACAGCUUUCCUAGUCCUUCCCACCCUGUACAACUUCCAGUCUUGUCUUGGGCCCAGCGCUCCUCUCUAAUCAACCCCAGAGACAUCACUGCUUCUCACAUCACCAAGAGCCACCGUAAACUCCUCCUUAAGAGCAGUCCACUUACACAGCAGCCUUCCACUGACCCUCCUGGCCUUACCAAGAACAGCACAGAGCGAUUGACCCAGGUACAGCAGUUCCGUCAGAGGCUUAUGAGAGAGGUAUGUGCCAAAUACACAAGCAGAACAACUAAACAAACCAUAACCCGUACGCAUGUGUCCCGUAUCUUUGUGGAGGACACCCACAAACUCCUCUACUGUGAGGUGCCCAAGGCGGGCUGCUCUAAUUGGAAGAGGGUACUCAUGGUGCUUCAAGGUCUUGCCCCGUCCACUGGAGAGAUCCAACACGAUGAGGUACAUUAUGGGAAUCACCUUAAACGUCUUGACUCCUUUGACCACAAGGGCAUCAUCAAGCGUCUGGAGACCUACACUAAAGUCCUCUUCCUGAGGGAACCAUUUGAGAGAUUGGUGUCUGCUUUUCGGGAUAAGUUUGAGAGUCCAAACUCAUACUACCACCCGGUGUUUGGGAAGCCCAUUAUCUCAAGAUAUCGUACUAAUGCAACACAGUAUGCCUUGCGCACAGGAGCUGGGGUGACCUUCAAGGAGUUUAUCCAGUAUUUGUUAGAUGUGCAUCGGCCAGUUGGUAUGGACAUCCACUGGGAGCCUGUAGGCCAACUCUGCAGCCCUUGUUUACUCAACUACGAUUUUAUCGGGAAAUUUGAGACUCUGGAAGAAGAGGCCAAUUUCCUUUUGAGAAGCAUUGGAGCCCCUUCCAAUUUAACAUUUCCUAGUUUUAAAGAUAGGAACCCUAAUGCAGAGAGGACUUCCUCACAGAUUACAAGGAGAUACUUUGCACAGCUAAAUGCAAUGGAAAGACAGAGGGCGUAUGACUUCUACUACAUGGAUUUUCUGAUGUUCAACUUCUCCAAACCAUUUAAAGAUUUGUACUGA
Xyrauchen texanus (razorback sucker) is the source of this 1531-nucleotide messenger RNA. Its product is annotated as carbohydrate sulfotransferase 8-like. NCBI's taxonomy places the organism in Eukaryota, Metazoa, Chordata, Actinopteri, Cypriniformes, Catostomidae. The coding region runs from base 230 to 1531 and encodes 433 amino acids. Gene Ontology annotation, biological process: carbohydrate biosynthetic process; proteoglycan biosynthetic process. Gene Ontology annotation, molecular function: sulfotransferase activity. The transcript has 4 exons. Gene Ontology annotation, cellular component: membrane. The record is from RefSeq and is a predicted model, not a curated record.